Vitis vinifera (wine grape) is the source of this 1999-nucleotide messenger RNA. RefSeq lists its product as uncharacterized. Bases 87 to 1715 code for a protein of 542 amino acids. The record is from RefSeq and is a predicted model, not a curated record. Gene Ontology annotation, biological process: oxidative RNA demethylation. Gene Ontology annotation, molecular function: broad specificity oxidative DNA demethylase activity; oxidative RNA demethylase activity; ferrous iron binding. Gene Ontology annotation, cellular component: cytoplasm; nucleus. The transcript is spliced from 5 exons. NCBI's taxonomy places the organism in Eukaryota, Viridiplantae, Streptophyta, Magnoliopsida, Vitales, Vitaceae.
AAAUGAAAACAUAAAAUAAAAUAAAAAGGGGCAAACCAAAGGCUUCUCCUCCUUUCCGUCGACGAGAAAAACCAAAAUGGCCUCUGAUGCGCGCGUCUCCACCUCGAUUACUUCAAACGCGCCUACUACCCCAAAGAAUACGAGAAUACAAAGACUUGAAGAAUAAGCAUAUGACAACCUCGGUGGCCGCCAUAUCUCACCGUCUCCAUCAAAUCUUCCCCCAGUUUUCCUCCUAUUUACCAAAGAUGAAUUCUGUCGACGGCUCCAUGGAGAGAGUUUCGCGCGAUAUUUGCAGUGACUCUGUGAGAGCCGAUGGUCGUCUUCAACAGGUGAGGAAUUUUGCAAUGGUUGCACGCAGUGGCUCAAAGGAACCCGUGUCCUUGUUUGAUUCUUCCUAUGCCGAGGAAUUUCCUAUGCUCUCUCCCGAUGGUAUUUUGCCUAUUAAGAAUAGAAAGUCCAAUAAAAUGAGAACUCGGGUGGAUCUAAGUACGGAAGUGGGCACGAGAGAAAAUAGUUCUUUGCACCAUGAGAGCCCACCUAUGUCCAAUUCCACUUUCCAGCAGUAUGGCACUUCUCUCCCUUCUGAUGACACUUCUUUCCCUUCUGAUUGUCAAGAGAAGGGAACGCCUUCUUAUUCUAGAGAACUCCAUCAUGUUCAAAGUUGUGUAGAUGACGAAGUUAGUAGUACAAAUGCCAAUCAGGAUGACUCCAAGCUGCCCACUAGUCUUGGGAAGAAGAGCAUGCCUCCACAUUUGAGACAGCGUGAAUAUGAAGACAGUACUAGGAAAGAUGAGUCUGAUAACUCUUAUCUGCCUACUCAAUUUGGGAAAAAGAGCACACCUCCUCACUCCAGAAAGCCCCAGCGAGGCCAACCCUAUCACAGGCAUGAUGUUGGUACUGGAAAUUCUGAAUGCCCCAGAGGUUUGCAGAAGUUUGAACCAUUUGAUAUCUGCAAGUCUGGCGUCAUGCAUCCUGUCAAGAAGUGCCUAAUCCCUGAACAAAAUGAAAUAAAGCACUCCAUGGAAGGGACUACACAAGAAGUGCUUAGACCUGGCAUGGUUCUGUUAAAAGGUUACAUCAGCCUCACUGAACAGAUCAAGAUGGUAAAGAAAUGUCGAGAUCUUGGUGUAGGGCCAGGUGGCUUUUACAGACCUGGUUAUCAAGAUGGAGCCAAACUUCGUUUGCAGAUGAUGUGCCUUGGUAUGAAUUGGGAUCCUCAAACAAGGAAAUAUGAAAAAUGGCAUCCACUUGAUGGUUCUGAGACACCUGACAUUCCCCAUGAAUUUAGUGUGCUGGUUGAAAGAGCGAUACAAGAUUCACAGUCCCUUAUUAAAAAGAAUAGUGGUGAGAACAAUGUGGAAGACACACUCCCGAGGAUGUCUCCAAAUAUAUGCAUUGUGAACUUCUAUACGACCAGUGGGCGGCUUGGUCUCCAUCAGGACCGUGAUGAAAGCGAAGAGAGCCUCCUUAAAGGAUUACCCGUGGUCUCUUUCUCCCUUGGCGACUCAGCAGAGUUCUUAUAUGGGAAUCAAAGAAAUGUAGAUGCAGCAGGUAAAGUUGUAUUGGAAUCAGGAGAUGUCCUAAUAUUUGGUGGUCCCUCAAGGCAUAUUUUUCAUGGGGUGUCAUCAAUUAUCCCUAACUCAGCUCCAAACUCCCUACUAGAAGAAACAAAUCUUCUUCCUGGCCGUCUAAACCUUACCCUCAGGCAGCUUUGAUAUGCUUUACCUUCAGACAAUUUUCAUACAGCCUCAUCACGAAAGAAUGCAUCACUGUCAAGUUUUGUCCUCGUAUAUUUUUCUUAUUGCUGUUGGUUUUGUGAUUGAGUAUGGCAAUAUUGUUUGAUAUUUUUGUUCUAUUCCGAAUGAAAUUUAGAUUAUUGGUCCCUUUUUUUUUUCCUUUUUGGGUGGGGGGUGUUCUUUCUAAUAACUUAAGAUUAUGGAACUUCUUGUAUUCUCUCUUGAGGAUUGUAUUGUCCCUAAAUUUGGGCUGGUAUGGCUUA